Molecule: messenger RNA, 612 nt
Organism: Miscanthus lutarioriparius
Lineage: Eukaryota; Viridiplantae; Streptophyta; Magnoliopsida; Poales; Poaceae
Source: the annotation of a GenBank genome assembly
AUGAGCAGCAGCAGGGUUCUUCUUGUCAGUGCUGUCCUGGUGGGGCUCGUCACCCUGAGCUCAUGCAGGAGCCUGGGAGAGUUGUCUGAGCAGAAGACCUACUCUUCUGCUCCCAGCUAUGGUGGCUCCCCAACUCCUACGUACGGGUCAGGAGGAGGCCACGAGCCAACGCCAACACCAUCAUACGGCUCAACACCAACACCAUCUUACGGCACAACACCAAGCACCCCAAGUACACCUGCUUAUGGGGUCCCUGAAAUUCCGAAGCAUGGAUUUGUUGGAUCCUGCGACUACUGGAAGAACCACCCAGACAUGAUCGUUGCAGUUGUUGGAUCCCUUGGCAACAUUGGCAAGACUUUUGGUGCUGCCUGCAGCUUGAUCGUGGGCAAGAAGCUUGAGAAUCUGCAUGAUGCACUCUCAAACACCAGAACUGAUGGUGUUGGUGCCCUGCUACGUGAGGGAGCAGCUGCUUACCUCAACUCCAUUGUCAACAAGAAGUUUCCUUUCACCACACAGCAGGUGAAGGAUUGCAUUGUUGUGGCUGUGACCUCUGAUGGUGCUGCUUCUGCUCAGGCUGGGAUCUUCAAGAAGGCAAAUGAAUACCACUACUAG